Molecule: messenger RNA, 642 nt
Organism: Lactuca saligna
Lineage: Eukaryota; Viridiplantae; Streptophyta; Magnoliopsida; Asterales; Asteraceae
Source: the annotation of a GenBank genome assembly
AUGGAAGGCGAUAUCCUAGUGCCAUCAGGAGAAGCGGAAAAAAUCCCAUUAUGCUCAAUGCAAUCACUUAACAGCAGAAAAAAUUUUGUUCAGGUGGAGCACGCCUCAAACCGCACACCGAUCUCACAUACAUUGUCCAGUUCUACAGCCGAAAUGGUGGCAACUUACAUUGCCAAUAUAUGGCGCCCAACAACCAACACAACCCCACAAAUAAAAAUCGUAACCACAACUCCACAAAUCAUCGCAACAAACAGAGAUCCCUACAUCGCAACAACAAUCCUUUCAACACGUUCCGGGCAUCGGAACUUGGAUCCCUCACACCAUUCAACCACAACCACAAUAUUCCUCGAUGGCCCAUCCUCACACCGCCACGGUAGGGUUGUCUCAUGUGCUAAUAUUUACACAAAAACCGCAGAGCUUCAACGAGCUUGCACAGCAGACGCUCGGUACAACCCCUGGAAUGUCUUAGCCUCAAAUAACAUGCAUGCAGACUUCGUCCAGCCAGGGACCUGGCCCUUAUGUAUCAGACAUUUAGUUCUCAGUAGCAUCUAUAUUCAACCCUUUCAUGGCAGCCAGUCAGCUGUACACACAACAGUACAUAGGAGCAAGCCCAUAUCUAGUUCCUCUAGUAGGGCAAUAUAA